Messenger RNA from Exophiala viscosa, 768 nucleotides. Its product is annotated as short-chain dehydrogenase-like protein. The record is from RefSeq and is a predicted model, not a curated record. The transcript is spliced from 3 exons. Bases 1 to 768 code for a protein of 255 amino acids. Lineage: Eukaryota; Fungi; Ascomycota; Eurotiomycetes; Chaetothyriales; Herpotrichiellaceae. Gene Ontology annotation, molecular function: oxidoreductase activity, acting on the CH-OH group of donors, NAD or NADP as acceptor.
AUGACAUCCUACCUGAUCACCGGCGCUGGCCGUGGUCUCGGCCUCGAGCUAGCCGCUCAACUCGCCAGCCUUCCCACGAGUCAAGUAUCAACUGUCUUCGCAGCUAUCCGCUCUUCGACACCACCAAGCGCCCUCCAAACCCUGAUCGACCAUUCAAAGGGCCGCGUCAUCGCCCUGACAUCCACGGUUGUCACCGACCGCGCGAGCCUAGACAAAGCCGCCGCACAAGUCGAGGCCCAACUCAACGGCAAGGGGCUCGAUGUCCUGAUCAAUAACGCAGGCGUCAUGCCGCCGGCAUUCGAGGGCAUCGCGAAAAUGGACAACCUUCGCUAUGCAUUCGAAGUCAAUGUCGAAGCUGUGCAUGAGACCACCUCGGCCUUCUUGCCCUUGUUGAAGAAAGGCACUGGCAAAAAAGUGGUCAACAUUUCCACAACGUUAGGUUCGAUGGACCAUGCACCCAAAUACAAGUGGGCGCCAUUCCCAGCGUACAAGAUCUCGAAGACAGCGCUGAAUAUGCUCACUGUGCAAUGGGCGCAGGAGUACGCCGAGGAAGGGUUCACAGUGUUUGCUGUGACGCCUGGUUGGCUCAAAACUGAUCUGGGUACCGAAAAUGCCGACCUGGAUGUCAGUGUCGGUGCGAAAGCUACACUCCAUGUGAUUGGGAACAGCACGACCGAGGACAAUGGGACGUUCCGAAACAUUCUUGUUCCAGGGUGGGAGAACACAGACGGUCCCAAUCAGUAUGAUGGGAAGAUUGUGCCGUGGUAG